This is a messenger RNA of Penicillium angulare, 1713 nucleotides long. RefSeq names its product putative C2H2 transcription factor (Seb1) (gene sebA). Gene Ontology annotation, biological process: regulation of transcription by RNA polymerase II. Gene Ontology annotation, molecular function: DNA-binding transcription factor activity, RNA polymerase II-specific; RNA polymerase II cis-regulatory region sequence-specific DNA binding. NCBI's taxonomy places the organism in Eukaryota, Fungi, Ascomycota, Eurotiomycetes, Eurotiales, Aspergillaceae. The transcript is spliced from 2 exons. Gene Ontology annotation, cellular component: chromatin. The coding region runs from base 1 to 1713 and encodes 570 amino acids. The record is from RefSeq and is a predicted model, not a curated record.
AUGGACUCAACAUACACAGUCGCACCUACUCCGGUGCAUGGUCAGCCCUCAUUCGCAUACUACCCUGAGUCUACACAACAGCAAGGUCACUACACCAGCCAGCCAUCAGACGUUUGGUAUGGACCGUCACAUUAUCAGAGCAGGGGAGCAGAGCAACCAAUCUAUCAAACUCAGCCCAUGAUGAACAUGCACCAGAUGGCCACCACCAAUGCCUUCCGCGGUGCCACCAUGAACAUGACUCCAAUUGCUUCGCCCCAGCCCUCACAGAUGAAGCCGGCUAUCAUGGUGCAGCAAGGUUCACCAGCCUUGAUGCCCUUAGAUACCCGCUUCGUGAGCCACGAUAUGUACGGCUUCCCAUCUACGCCGCCUCUAUCUUCUUCCGGAAGCACCAUUAGCAGCCCACCUUCUGCCAAUGGCACUCUGCACACCCCGAUCAAUGACAGCUUCUUUGCCUUCGAGAAGGUCGAGGGCGUCAAGGAAGGCUGUGAGACCGAUGUUCACACUGAGCUUCUAUCGCAUCAGGAUUGGUCCCGCACCGAUUCGCCUCCAAUGACACCUGUGUUCAUCCACCCUCCGUCACUUAUUGCCAACCAUACAUCGGACUUGCUCUCCGCCCACUCUUGCCCCUCGCUUUCCCCCUCUCCCUCUCCAGUCCCCACCGAUAUCCUCUCCCAAUCCCAGACCUUGACUGCUGAGCACCCUGGCGCGUCCUUCUGCGACCCACGUCAGCUCACGGUCGAGCCUUCAGUGAAUGUGCACACCCCCCAGGACCUUCCUCCUCUGCCAACUCUCUCCUGUGAAGAGGAGGAGCCGCGCGCUGUUGUGGGAAGUGCGUCUGUGACGCUUCCCGUCAAUGAGAACCCAUCUCCUUCCUUCACCGCCUCGACCGUUGACCCUCUGAGCUCCCUGCCUACUUUCGACAGCUUCUCAGACCUCGACUCGGACGAUGAGAUUAACCGCUUGGUGGAGUUCCACCCCGCUACCAAUGCCCACGCCCUCUACCUGGGUGACAAGCGCCAGCGGGUGAACCAAUACAUUGCUGAGGAUGAUGGCUUCCUUAGUGAGCACAGCAUUGAGGAUUCUGAUGACUGCGAGACUUUCAGCAUUCCCACCGGUCUUCCAUCUUUCGAUUGGAAUGAGUCUACUGAGUCCGUUGAGGUUCAGCGUGAGACUGACGAGGCUGUCGAGGAGGAGCCCAAGACCAAGAAACGUAGCAACCGCAAAUCUGUUCGCAAGAGUGUCACACUUGAGGAGGAGCCUCGCCGAUCCGUAUCCGCUCGUUCCGAAUCUCCAGGUGAUAUGUCUGGUACUGAUUCCGACCGCGCCCCUGUCUCCAUCAACCGCCGGGGCCGCAAGCAGUCAUUGACUGAAGAUCCCUCCAAGACCUUUGUUUGCACUCUCUGCUCUCGUCGGUUCCGUCGCCAGGAGCACCUCAAGCGUCACUACCGCUCACUGCACACCCAGGAUAAGCCCUUUGAGUGCAACGAGUGCGGCAAGAAAUUCUCCCGCAGUGACAACCUUGCCCAGCACGCCCGUACUCACGGCGCUGGCUCAGUGGUCAUGGGUGUCUUGGACGGAAGCGAGUCCUCGAUAUCCUUUGAGGAGCAACAAGACGCCGGCGCUCUUGGGGCCGUCAUGUACGAGUCCCCACCCAGCGCCGACGCCAGCCCUGACCGUCGACCGGCCAAGAAGCGCAAGCGCGACUCGGCUUAA